Salmo salar (Atlantic salmon) is the source of this 6727-nucleotide messenger RNA. Its product is annotated as transmembrane protein 131. Gene Ontology annotation, cellular component: membrane. The record is from RefSeq and is a predicted model, not a curated record. NCBI's taxonomy places the organism in Eukaryota, Metazoa, Chordata, Actinopteri, Salmoniformes, Salmonidae.
CACUGUUCACAGUGUCCACAAAGUUUCCUCGUGUCACUGCUUGCCAGUUCUUGCGCUCAAUGUUUAUAGCUAGGAGCACACGAUCAUAGUGAUGCAGUCAGAGCAGAAGAAUGGCGCAAGCAGAAAGAACACCGAGUUUCCUUCACUUGCCAGUGAGGGGAAAAACGUCUUGUUUCGGAUAUCUUCGGGUUUUAUUUUUUGCACUUUUUCAUAUAGCUCAGGCAAAUAAACAAGCAUUCAUCCAAUCAGACACAAUCUUAGAGGUACUUCACUUUGGUGAGGGAGGCCUCUUGCAGAUAGAGCCUGACCUUCACCUGGGUUCAUAUCAUCAAAAAAGCUCACCCUUACAGAGAGGGAACAGCAGGCCCAUACGCUUUGAGCCGCCAAUGCUGGACUUCCAUGAACAGCCUGUUGGAAUGCCAAAAAUGGAGAAAGUUUAUUUGCACAAUCCUAGUGCAGAGGAAAUAAGCUUGAUAUCUAUAUCAGCAACAACUGCACAUUUUCAUGCAUCAUUCUUUCAAAACAGGAUAAUUCCACCAGGGGGGAAUACGUCGUUUGAUGUGGUCUUCCUCGCUCGAGUAGUAGGAAAUGUAGAGAAUACUUUAUUUAUUAAUACCUCGCAUCAUGGAGUGUUUACAUAUCAGGUGUUUGGUGUGGGCAUCCCCAACCCCUACAGGCUGCGGCCGUUCAUCGGGGCCCGAGUCCCAGUCAACAGCAGCUUCUCUCCACUCAUAAACAUCCACAACCCACACAGUGAGCCACUGCAGGUAGUGGAGAUGUACUCUAGUGGAGGAGACCUGCACCUGGAGCUCCCCACAGGGCAGCAGGGAGGAACGCACCAUCUGUGGGAGAUUCCCCCAUUUGAGACGAAGGGGGUGAUGAGAGCCAGUUUCUCGUCGAGAGACGCAGACAACCACACGGCCUUCAUCAGAAUCAAAACAAACGCCUCCAACCAGGACGAGUUCAUCAUCCUGCCUGUAGAGGUGGAGGUCACCUCGGCACCGGGAAUCUACUCCUCAAUAGAAAUGUUGGACUUUGAAACGCUACGCUCACAAGAUCGACCAAAGCUGUUGAAUUUGCAUCUUCUCAAUUCCGGAACAAAAGAUGUGCAAAUAAUGAGCGUUCGAGCGACGCCGUCAAACGAUGCCAUCACAAUAGACUUCAAGGCCGUCACGCUAAAAGCUGGAGAACAUAGAUACACCAAAGUCGCCAGUAUUAGUUUUGAUGCAUCGAAAGUUCAAAAAGCUUCCCAGUCCUCUGGUAAAAUAACAGUAAAAGCGAAAGAGAAAAGCUACUCCAAACUUGAAAUCCCAUACCUAGCUGAAGUUCUAGACGGGUAUUUGGGGUUUGACCAUACGGUCACGUUGUUCCACAUCAGAGACAGUGUGCUAGAGCCAGUGGUCAAGCCCAUCCACCUCACCAACACCUUCCACUUUGCCAUCCGCAUCCAUGACGUGUCCCUUCCAGAUGAAGCCAAGACCAUGUUCUUAGUGCAGAACUUCAGUGAGCCGGUGCUGAUCCCCCCUCAGGAGUCUCGCUACAUCUUCUCCCUCCACUUCCAGCCCGUCCGGCCCUCCAAUCACAUCGACAGCAACAUCCUGCUGGUCACCAACGCCUCCAAGUUCCACCUCCCCGUCCGCGCCUACACUGGAUUCCUGGAGCCUUUUGUCCUGCCGCCCAGUCUGCAAGAGAACUUCCUAGACUUUGGUGUUCUCAGCGCUACAGACACCAGCAGCAUCCUGUUUGUGGUUGUCAACAGCAACCCCAUCGAGCUGGUGAUCCGGCCGUGGCUGCUAACAGGAGAGAGUCUGAGUGUGGAGCUGUUGAAGAUAGAGAGAGGUAACAGAACCACAGUGCUGACCAAGACCAGAGAGCUACACAGCGCCUCAGCUUCUCCUCACAAAACGGUGAUCCUGGCCUCGGGCUACUACGCUGCCUUCCGGGUCACCCUGGUGGCUAAAGACCUGGAGGGGGCCUAUGACGGAGCUAUCCACAUCACAACAGACUACCAGAUAUUAACGAUACCAGUGAAAGCAGUCGUUGCAGUGGGCACGUUGACCAGCUAUCCCAAACACAUUGUCCUCCCGCCAUCUUUUCCGGGUAAGGUAGUGCAGCAGAGUCUAAGCAUGGUGAGCUCGUUCUCUCAGAAGGUGACCCUACAGCAGAUCCACUCUCUGACUGAGGACUCGCGUUUCUACUACAGGAGACUGAAGAACAACCGGGACGAGCUGGAACCCAAACGCAAGUCCAAGGUCGCGAAGAUUUAUUUUGACGCCAGCUUGCAGUGUGGCGACCACUGUUAUGUGGGAGUACCGUUUGUUCUGAAAUCGGAGAGCAGACCGCCUGGGCUGUCAAUGCAGGAGGAUAUGUGGGAUGUGGAUGUAGAUUUGUAUCAAAUGCUCCGUCGGCGAUGGAAAGCACUGAAGGAGAGUUCAGGACACAUGGCGGAGGCGGUGUUUGAGGCCAACGCUGACCUCCAGAAGAACAUUGAGACCAGAGUGUCUGCUCAGCUGAAGUGGCCUUCUAUCAUGAACUCUUCCCAGCAGGUCCUGUUCCCUCUCACCAGCCUCACCAGCUCAUCGGAGGUAGAGGUUGUCUUGGAGAACCCAGCUGACGUUCCUGUCUAUGUCCAAGUCCUGCCAUUAGCCCUUUAUCCCAACCUCCCGGCCGUCACCCACAAACUGGCACAAAUGUUUCCCCUGGAGAGGCUCCCACACUUCACCCCCGACACAAUGGAGUUUCAGGUACACAGAAACCAUACGCCCGUGGUCAAAGGCAGCACAGGCUUUGCCGAGGGCUCGACGACACAUCCCUACGUUUACAACCUAAUGCUGCAGCCAGAGGAAGUGAGGUCGCUACGUGUGAAAUUCUCCCCCGUCAGCAACCACACCGUUUCCUCUCUGCUUAUGCUCAGGAACAACCUGACGGUAAUGGAGUUCCUGGUGGUGCAGGGUCAGGGCAGCUAUGAAAGGCUGAGGGUAGGGGGCAAGGCCCCGGGACCAGGGGGGUUCCUCAGGUUCAAGAUGACUGAGUCUCUACUGAAGGACUGCACAGACAAAAUGAAGUUGAAGGAGCCGAACGUCACUCUAAGAAAAUCCUUUAAGUUAGAGAACACUGGACAGCUGGAAAUGAACAUUCAAUCCACUGAAAUAAACGGACGUCUCUGUGAGGGAUUCGGCUUUAAAGUCCUUAAUUGCCAAGAGUUUUCACUAAAACCCAAUGCUUCGAAAGAAAUCGUCAUAUUGUUCACGCCGGACUUCACAGCCUCCAGGGUAAUCCGGGAGUUAAAGUUCAUCACCACCGGAGGCUCUUACUUUGUGUUCUCCCUCAACGCCUCUCUGCCCUACCACAUGCUGUCUGCCUGUGCUGCUGUCCUCCCCAGACCCAACUGGGAGCUGGAGCUCUAUGUCAUCGUCUCUGUCAUCAUGAGCUCUAUGUUUCUGCUGGUGAUUGUAGCGGCCUAUCUGGAGGCCCUGGGCAUCUGGGAACCGUUCAAGAGACGCAUGUGUUUCGAAACAUCCAGCACCUCCAUGGAGACAGGGAGGCCCUUUGACCUCAGGGAAAUAGUACGACUUCAAAGCGAUGCACAUAUGAAUGGGUACGGUGGAGAAGCCAACCACAACUCCCUGCGAGGGAUGCCAGGCUCUGCCUCCAGGGCUGCUAGCAGGAACACCAGAGGAGGCCACAACCGAGGCCCCACACAGCCCCCGAUCCCCCCCUCCCAGCCAGGCUCCAAAGUCUCCGACAGCACCCCCUCCUCUGGCCAACAGGCCAGCCGCAAGGCCCGGAGCCCCAAGCAGCCACAGCCAGCUCCAGAGAACCAGCAGCACCCCUCACAGGCUGGUCCUUCAGCCCCAGGAAGAAGUCCCCUAGAUGGGCCACGCCGGCACAGCUCGGAGGACUCGGACUAUGUGAGCCUGGUGGAGACCAUGGAUAAAGACCUGGACAGACCGGAGUCUGCUGAGGAGGGGGGGAAUCAGGAUGCAGUUAAUGGCAAAGCCAGUGCAGCCAAAGGGAAAGUGCAGCAGACCAAAGCCAAGGCCCUGAAGAAGAAGGAAGAGAGGGAGAAGAGGAUCAAGGGAAGAGCUCAGGGAGGAGAGGAACUGAGGGAGGACAACGAUGACAGCUCCUCCACCACCACAGAGAACUCCAACCCAGACAUAAUGGAGGACAACAAAGGGAAGAAGAAAUAUGAUACUCCUGAAGCUCACUCAAAGUCCAAGAACAAGAAGCCAGCAGCCAUUACAAAGGAGAAAAGCCAAAUGGAUGCAAAGUCUAGCUCACUGGAGCUUCCGUACGUUACCCCACUGGAAAACAAGCGCAAGAGCUUCAAUUCCAAGAACAUGGUGGUGGUGCAGCAGGCCCUGGCCAGCAGCUCAACAACAACUACCAUAACAAGACCCAUACCUCCUAAACCAAGAGUGCCUCGUGUGAAGCUGGAAGACUUCCGCCCCUCUCUCCUGGCUAAGUUCCUGUUCAACGAACCGGUGGUGCAGGAGCUGGGGAACAGCAGCGGCUCAGAGGGGGAGAAGGACAUCUCUCCUCCCCCGGAGUGGGACUGUGUACCCCUCCACAUAGCACACAAUGCUGUGGACAGUCUCCAGCAGAUCUCCCUGCAGACCAUGAAUGCUGAUCCCUUCCUGAAGAGACCCAUCGAAACCCCUCUACCUCCCUCGUCUGAUCCCUUCCUGAAGAGACCCAUCGGAACCCCUCCCCCUCCCUCGUCUGAUCCCUUCCUGAAGAGACCCAUUGGAACCCCUCCCCCUCCCUCGUCUGAUCCCUUCCUAAAGAGACCCAUUGGAACCCCUCCCCCUCCCUCGUCUGAUCCCUUCCUGAAGAGACCCAUCGGAACCCCUCCCCCUCCCUCGUCUGAUCCCUUCCUAAAGAGAACCAUUGGAACCCCUCCCCCUCCCUCGUCUGAUCCCUUCCUGAAGAGAACCAUCGGAACCCCUCCCCCUCCCUCGUCUGAUCCCUUCCUAAAGAGAACCAUCGGAACCCCUCCCCUCCCUCGUCUGAUCCCUUCCUAAAGAGCCAUCGGAACCCCUCCCCCUCCCUCGUCUGAUCCCUUCCUAAAGAGAACCAUCGGAACCCCUCCCCCUCCCUCGUCUGGCUUCUCUCUGUAUGACUCCUAUAGCGGCAUGGUCAACACUGCUACCAGCGAGGUGGGUCUGAUGUCUUCUGCAUCAGGCAUAAAGAACAAGCUGACCAAGUCGGUCUCCGUACCUGGUCAGAACGGGAACCCUACCUUCGCUGCUGUGGCGGCUGGAUUCGACAAAAGCCCAGGGUGCAGUGCAGCGAAGGCGGCUGUGGGGAGCAGAGACAGAGAUGUCCUCCAACACCUCUCCUCUGUAGAGAGUGAUGGAUCAGACAGCUCGGGGUUGUGGAGCCCUGUAGGGAACGGCAGGAGACCCAGCCUCAACUCUGUCAACUCCUUCUCAGCCUUCGGACCCAGCAACACCUUCAACCUGUCUGGAGUGUUCAGUGGGAUGACCUCGGGGAGGAGUGCUAUGGAGCCCCAGCAGAGUUGGCCUGAGUUCAGACAUACCACCCCGUCCGUCUGGCCAAACGAGUCCCUGCAGCCUCUACAGCCCUGGCCCAUCCAGCCCAGCUCCAGCUCCCCUGCUACCCCCACCACGUCCAUCCUGGGCAGCAGUAGCAUGUGGGGCUCCAGCCCUCCAUUCAGCCCCUCCAUCUGGUCCACCAGCCCCCCCUCUGACUCCCCCCUACAUGCCUUCUCUCCUUCCUCUGCCUCCCCCCUGACUGAUCUGAUGGGUAGCACUGACAGUGGAACCCCGCUCCCGGCCCCAACAAAGCCCUCCCCCACGCAGCUGAGCCCCUCCUACAACCCUUGGAGCAUGUGGAGGCCCACCUUCAGUAGACGAAGCUCGGAGCCCUGGCCCAACCAAUCGGACAGCAGCACCGGCUGAAGGGGAUGUCACCGCGGUCUCCUCCCACUGAUAGACUGAGAAGAUGAAUGCAUUUUCACCGGUUUAGAAUUUCACCAAAUUCCUAUUAUAAUGUACACAUUGGAUUUCUAAGCAAAUUAUGUCCUCAGAAUUAGUCUGUUUCUAUGACGACUUGGAAAACUUAACAAAACAAUAUUAGUAGAAGAAUCAUAAAAGAAGAAUCCUUAUCAGAUUGACAUAAUGUGGUUAAAUGUGGCUGCUUUUUUUCAAAUACAUCCUCAGUAAUGUUUUUGAUAGCAGUGACGGCCCUAAGUGCAAUCAGGAAAAACCUGAGAAAUAAUAUUAUGUUCAUUAUUUAGUAUUGCUGUUUUGGGAUUACAGUAGAGUUACUUAUUGGAAUCAAGCACAUUGUUUAAGCCUUAUCAUCGCUCCAUUAGAGAUUAUUAUUUAAGGGUUACAAUCAGUUAAGACUGGCAGUAAAGGGAUUUUUUUGGUGAAAAUAGUCAUUUUCAUGACUGCUAUGUCAAGUCGAUGCCAUUGGCAUCAGAAGACCAUGACUUUACGUUUCUAUGCCAUUGCAAGCCUGAACACAUUUUAUUUGUCAAACAACUCACAACAUUCAUGGCCAAUAUUCGCGAGAGAUGCUUUUUAAGUUAUUUUAAUGACCACGCUAAGUUUUAAAGUCUGUUAAAAGAGAGGGUUUUCAUUUCCUUUAUAAACAGUUUGAAAAAUGUUGGUGGAUACAAGCUUCCCCUCUUUCUGACAUGUUGGAAAUGUGGGACAUUUGUCACAGCUUCCAUAUAAAACAUAUGAGACAGUUA